This is a messenger RNA of Cercospora beticola, 1806 nucleotides long. RefSeq lists its product as uncharacterized. NCBI's taxonomy places the organism in Eukaryota, Fungi, Ascomycota, Dothideomycetes, Mycosphaerellales, Mycosphaerellaceae. The record is from RefSeq and is a predicted model, not a curated record.
AUGGCACUCCGCCACAACAUCUCGGUCAGCCUCUGCCCUGUACACCAUCCUGGUGCUCCAAUUGGCACCGUUUGGCGUCCACCAACUCGAAGAUGGGCAACUUUCGAGCCAUACAGCUAUCAGGCCGUGCUGGAUAGUAUCAGCCACUACUUCAGUGCGACUCCGAGCGCACACCAAGUCACGCUGCAUCUUCCUCAGCAGUGUGAUGUGGCUGUGACAUCGCAGGAUCUCAGACCUGGUGGGCAGUACCACUUGCUGGACAGGCCAAAGGCUCUCCACCUUCAUGUUCAUAUCGACAGGAAGGAUGGAAAGGAUGGCGCCAUUCCGGUCAUCAAGCCCACCGAGUCGGUAACGAACUCCCAGCGUCGUGGCUCUGGCGAUAUCUUACAAGCUUUCAAUACCGAUCCUUCGUUAGAUGAUAAGAAGGCAGGACCGAGUCGCAAGGCAGCUAAGAAUCCCCCACUGCGUAUGCUGAAGACCGCCUCUGAGCACGUGCCAAUGCAUACCACUGCUGGUCCUCAGCAAACAAAAUCGACUGAGAGACAGAAACGAAGCAAGGACAAGCCGGGCGACGCCCCUGUCGCACGACCUAUACAUGAAGUCUUCAGCAACAAUGAUGCGGUAGUAUCAUCCGAAGAGGAACUCCUGAAAGGCCCGACGCCGACUGAUCACGCCACUACCGAACGAGCCCAGCACCCGAAUGAUCCAGCUCGCAUCGCAUCCGCGCAAAUCUCGCCGCAAGUCCCCAGAAUGAGCAGCGCGUUAUCAUCAUCAUCUCUGAGCGACCUCAGCGAUCUGGCCUCAUCUGAUUCACUGCAGACUGAAAGUGAAGACCACCCUGAUGUUGGAUCACCUGUGCAGACCACCACUCAAGCCUCUAGCACCGAAGGCGCAGCAUCAACCUCGCAGCAGACAUACCUCAGAGAUUUAAUGCCAGUCAAGAACCCUGAUACUUUUCGAAGGGAGGAGCAAAUCUUUAUGGUUCGGAUCGGGCGCACUGAGCAGAACGUAGGCAAUGCUGGUGACAGCACGGUAGCCUGUCUGAGCCUGGUUGUUGCAGAAGCGGGACCGGAAAACCUAGAAUACAGGAACUGGAAUGUUGCAUGCUGGUCCAUCAAUGGUAUGCUCGUUGGAGGAUGGGGAAAUUGCCUGUCGUUGCUCAAUACAAAUCCACGCAGAAUAUAUCAGGGGUUAGAGAUCGACUUGGUCUUCGACCCUCUGUUCGAAAGCCUCGUAAAGAAGGACGCUCGUGAGGCUCUGCUCGUCCAACUCCGCAGAGACAGGAUCGAGGACAAAGAAGCACCGCGAGGGCUUCUUGCGGCGCCAAUCAUGCUCGUGCACAGCGAGCACGAGUUUGGGCCGGUUUGUGAACAUCAGCAGCUCGAGCAAGGAUACAUCCACGUCGUCCUGGACUUCAUCAACGAGAGUAGCCACAAUUCUCUCGGCACCAAAGUCAAUAUCCAGUUGGAGGCUGACAUGACAGAAAGCUUCGAUGACAUUCGGCGCUCCGCGAAGGAGCAGACAACAGACACUGCGAACGUUGAGUCGUUGAUGGAGGAGAAGGAUCUUGAGAUUGAGUUGUGGGUCUUGCCGCAGGGCUCGGGACGACAUGUCUAUCUGUGGAAGCCGGACUCUGGACUGGUUAUUGGCAACUUUCUCAACCAAGACGUUUGGCCAGGCGGCAAGUCGUUGUUCAUCGAAGCGGUCCUCAAAGACAAGACAGGCAGACUGCAAGACGCUGGAAAAGAGACUGAGAAGGCCUCCUCACCAUCUACCGGAGAAGUGCGAGAUGUGUCUCGGGCAUGA